GAGCUCUUUUGACUAGAGCCAUCCGGAACUGGAACAUGUCUGGAUCCAUAGCUAAUGAGCCAACUUACAGCAACUUCCACAUCCUCCACGGGAGCAGGGAGGAUGACAGAAUCUACAACAACUUCAGCCUCCACUGGCAGCGCAGCAACCAGCAGGGGGAAUUUCCAGAUUGUGGAAAGGAGAUUCCGUGUGGAGGAUGGUCUAUUUGUCGGGGAAAAGCUGGUUUCCUCUUCCUGAUUCUGGGUAUCAACUUCUUUGUGACUUUUGUCCUGCUCGUGGUUUGUUAUUCAAGCAUCUCAACAUUACAAGGCAAAAUGGAAAAUCUGAACAAAUCUCUGGCUAAUUUCAGCAAGAUACAAGAUGCUACCUCAACAUUACAAGACAAAAUGGAAAAGCAGAGCGAAUUACUGACUAAUCUCAGCACGAUGCAAAAUGCUAUCUCAACAUUACAAGACAAAAUGGAAAAGCAGAGCGAAUUACUGACUAAUCUCAGCACGAUGCAAGAUGCUAUCUCAACAUUACAAGACAAAAUGGAAAAGCAGAGCGAAUUACUGACUGAUCUCAGCACGAUGCAAGAUGCUAUCUCAACAUUACAAGACAAAAUGGAAAAGCAGAGCGAAUUACUGACUAAUCUCAGCAUGACGCAAGAUGCUACAGUAUUUGUUCCAAAGUGCCCCAGAAAUGGAUGUUUGCUUCAUGGGAAAUGGUAUUACGUUCCAUCGAAUCGCUUUAACUGGACAAAUGAAUUCAGUCAAUUGAAAAGGUUUCUCCUUUUAGUGAUCAACAAUGCAACACAGCAGGCUUCCAUUGAGAAGACCAUUGGUAACACAACGCAUUGGAUUGAGCUAAUGCCAAGUAAUGAAACUGUCACAGAAAGGCCCUUGGUACUCCUUGAAUCCAAUAUCUCGAAACAAUGCAAUUAGUUCCUGAGGGAUGGAACCUGGACUGAUGCGUCAUGUAAAGAGGAUUGCGAGUAGAUCUGCCAGAUGCCAUUGAAGGAAUAUUUACCGAGCAAACUAAAUACAAUGGAGGCCCACUUUUGUCAACAAAAGAAUCCCACAGACUGGAGGAGGAGACACACACUGAAUCUGUCAAUCUUCGAGCUGACAUUCAUUUCACUUUGGAAAACAUGCCUAUUCAAUGCCCAUGCUUCCAACUGACUUUCCAUAUCAAAGCGAACAAGCCCGUGGUUUGACUGCUCUCAACUUAAAUUUAGCCGAGCCCCUUAAACCCCCUUCCAGUCCUAUCCAAUCCAGUGAAGGGCAGUGUAAGAGGUCACCAAAAACCCUCUUUCAUUGCCCCCCCCCACAACGUUGUAGCUGGCUGCAUUAACCAAACCAAGAA
Molecule: messenger RNA, 1344 nt
Organism: Carcharodon carcharias (great white shark)
Lineage: Eukaryota; Metazoa; Chordata; Chondrichthyes; Lamniformes; Lamnidae
Exons: 10
Coding region: 36-923 (295 amino acids)
Source: RefSeq, a predicted model, not a curated record